Molecule: messenger RNA, 740 nt
Organism: Daphnia pulex (common water flea)
Lineage: Eukaryota; Metazoa; Arthropoda; Branchiopoda; Diplostraca; Daphniidae
Product: repetitive proline-rich cell wall protein 1-like
Exons: 2
Coding region: 73-627 (184 amino acids)
Source: RefSeq, a predicted model, not a curated record
ACAGCUGCCGAAGGAUCAGUUCGAUAACUGCUUCAGUCAACAACUAAAAUCACUCCGCCAUCACAAACCACCAUGAAGAUCAUUUCCAAUUUGAUUGUGUUGGCCGCUCUGAUUGCCGCAUCAGUUACCGCAUCCUACAACAAGUCAUCUUCUACUACCUACGCCGAACCGGAUUCUUCCGAGCCAGUUUCAUCUGAAAUGAAUACAUAUUCCGCAUCCAACUACUCUGCUCCGGCUUACCCCGCAUCGGAGGAAGAAUCAUUUCACGGGAAUGAAGAGAAAGAAAAUGAUGUUGAGGCCGAAUACGAAAGUGAAACCCAAUCCGCCAAAUACUACAAGGAGCCGGAGUCUACUACUACCAUCUCUUACACCAGCAGCACUCCGGCCUAUAAGAAGCCGGAAUAUGUAGCUGCCCCGCCAACAGCAUCCUACUCCGCACCGGUUUAUUCCGCCCCGGUUUAUUCCGCCCCGGUUUAUUCCGCCCCAGUUUAUUCCGCCCCGGCUGAAGUGGUUCCUUCAACCACCAUGGCUGUUCCCAUCUACCGAUCCCCUGCUGUUUUACCUUACUGGCUGCGCUCGCAACAACCGAACCGUUCGUCCAGCGUCAAGAAAAUCGCCACCGUUUAAAACGCCUAUUAUCAUCCUGAACGUCAAACAUGUGCUAUUUAACUUAUAUAUGACCAAAUUAUUAUUUAAGACAUUUUACAGCUAAAAUUAAAUACAAGAACCAUUUAUUUAAA